UCCAUAGGUAGCAGCGUCACAGCGCGGCGCGUACCGUCAGAAAUCAAGCAGAGUGCACGUGUGUACGCGAAAAAAAAACACAUCAAAUUUCUAAUGAUUGUACUCAUGUACCCCCUGCUGUGACCAGUAGAUCGUGAUCGACAGAUUGGAGGCGCCUGUUUUAGGUAUAUUUGGUACGGAAGAGCGCAGAUACUUUCAGAAGCGCAGGACAGGACGGGAGUGACGAUAAGUCAGCUGACACGUGCAGUCACGUGAUUCUGCAGGAAGCCCGCGAUGCCUGACUAGCCUAUUGAAGGUCUACAGAAGAUCCGCCUUCUCGGCUGCAGGAUGGUACAAAGGCUGACAGAGAGUCAGCUGACAAGUCAGACACGUGAUUCUGCAGGAAGCCCAUCAACAUCUCAGUCAAAACUGGUUGCUCUGCAGAAGAUUAGCAGAAGAUCCCCCGGCAUUUGAAGUCAACAUGGCCUGGACGAAGUACCAGCUGCUGCUGGCUGCUAUGAUGCUCGUCACCGGCUCCAUCAACACGUUGUCCGCCAAGUGGGCUGAUAACUUCUCAGCGUCGGGGUGUCAUGGUUCUCCCUCGCAUACCUUCUCCCACCCCUUUCUACAGGCUGUGGGCAUGUUCCUCGGGGAGUUCAGCUGCCUGGCCGUGUUCUACAUCCUGCUCUGUCAUGACCGCCGUGCCCCCGAGCCCAAGAUGAAUGCUGGCCGUGCCUUCAACCCCCUGCUCUUCCUGCCCCCAGCGGUCUGUGACAUGUUGGCCACGUCCAUCAUGUAUGUCGCCCUGAACAUGACCAGCGCCUCCAGCUUCCAGAUGCUGCGUGGCGCCGUGAUCAUUUUCACCGGGCUGCUGUCCGUGGCCUUCCUGGACCGCCGCCUGGUGGCCAGCCAGUGGGCCGGCAUCUUCAUCACCAUCCUGGGUCUGGUCGUGGUGGGCCUGGCGGACUUCGUCAGCGGACAGAGGGACGACACGCACAAGCUCAACGACGUCGUCACGGGCGACCUUCUCAUCAUCAUGGCUCAGAUCAUUGCUGCCGUACAGAUGGUCCUGGAGGAGAAGUUUGUCUACAAGCACGACGUGCAUCCCUUGCGGGCGGUCGGGACUGAAGGACUAUUUGGCUUUAUCAUCCUCACCAUUCUGCUGAUCCCGAUGUUCUACAUCCCCGUGGGGGACUUCAGCAACAACCCCCGACGCGUCCUGGAAGACGCGCUGGACGCCUUCUGCCAGAUCGGCAACCAGCCCAUGAUCGUGCUGGCGUUGCUAGGCAACAUCAUCAGCAUCGCCUUCUUCAACUUUGCCGGCAUCAGCGUGACCAAGGAGAUCAGCGCCACCACGCGCAUGGUGCUGGACAGCCUCCGCACCGUCGUCAUCUGGGUGGUCAGUCUGGCCGUGGGCUGGGAGCAGUUCCAUGGGCUGCAGGUCCUGGGCUUCAUCAUCCUCCUGGCCGGUACAGCGCUUUACAAUGGCCUCCAUCGCCCCCUGCUGGCCAAGCUGCCCUGCUACACCGCAGAGGAGAGCGGCGGCAGCUCUGAGAGAUCGGGGCUCCUAGGUAACGGGGACAAUGAAGAGAGCUGACCUUCUGGUGGGACAGCGCGGUGAACGAGAAGCUGCUUCAAACUGCUGCCUGUCAGCCUGUCUGAAGGGACUCCCUCAGUUUUUGUAUCAGGUUUUUGUCCCGGUUUAAUUUACAGGAAAUUAUAGGUAUCACACGCAUUUCUUUUUGUCAUGACAGUGUUCUUCUAAAUAAGGGAAAAUGGUCUUUUUAAAUCCAAAAUCUGCCACCUUGCCAAGUUGGUUGAAAAUAACACUAUUUCAAAACUGCAGUUUGGCAUGGUACUUCUGACAGGGAAAACCCUGACAUGGUAUUUUAACUGAUGCCGGCAAUGUCUUCAUUUUUGCAAACUCCCCCCAGAUCUGUGCCUUUUACCCUUAGUUACCAUGUUGUCUGUAGGAGAGUGUUUCGCCAUGUCUUUAAAAACAGAAUUUUAUAUUUGGUUUGUACAUCGUUGAUAUGCUCAAUGCCUUGGUCACUGAAAUAUCUUCCAGUUCACAUAUGUGUAUGUCGUCUAACUUAACAUUCGUGUUUUAAUUGAGACACCUUGUAAUGGGUGACGAUGUCAUGAUGACGUCUGCAGGAUCUCCUAAAGGUAAAAACAAUCCGGACCCAAUAGCCAGGGUAUGAUUCAUGGCUUGAGUAUCGUGUCGUGGGGAGAGUUUACUGGGCCAGUAAUGGGAAGAUUAAUAGGAAACGUUUUCUCUUUUUUUUUUUUAACAAACCGUGUGGCUCUUUAUGCUGUUAUUAGGACAGAACGGGUUUGUUGACACACACUCUGGGUGACUUCGCAUAUGUUGGCGCGGUGCUCACAAUGGGGGGGGUGUGGUGCUGGUUGAGAGGUCACCUACUCGGCGAUCUGCCUUCCUUUAAGCCUUGUUGGGUUAAUGACACUGAACUGUAUCAGGCUCCCCUGCCUGCAUUCAGAAUAGCACAGAGAUUUAAUUGUUGACACUGGGAAUUCGGUUUGGUUCAGUUCUGCAGGGAUGAUGUGAAACUAAACCCAAUCCAGUCACGCAGUUUAAGGACUCAAUCUCCAGUUUUUUAAAUUUUUGUAAUUUUUUUUUUUAAGUAAUUAAGCUGCUGGACUAGCAAAUGUAAGGAUUGUCCAAUAGGAUUGUCACUUGCCACUCCUGCUAUUGGUUUGGUUUCAGUCAUCCAGCUAUCUGGAUCUGCUUUGUGGAAUCCCCCUCAGCUCUAUUCCCUUCAGUAACACCCAAACCGAAGACUUAAUCCUGCCUGUGUCACCUGUGCCUAUACCAGUCACCCCAGUGCACAGCUACACCCUGGUCUAAAGCAUUUAGCAUGGUUCUGUUCUUGGCGUAAAUACGUAUAUGCUUAACAAAUGCUUCCAUUUAGGCUGAGCCCUGUAAUGUAUCUUGGAGAUUAAGAAUGAACAUUUUCAUUGAAGCAAUUUACCAAGUCAAGAAGGGAUACAGCAAAGGUCAUUUUCCAUCAUAUUCCAUCAUUGUAGCACAUUUAGUAUUUGGUUAGCACAUUUUGUAAUGAUAUAUUAACUCUAUUACAUUAUGCAUAUUGAGAUAACGCUGGAAUCGCACUGCAUGGUUUUUAUCGCCAUUAACACAAGUCAUUCAAACAUCCAUCUUCCAGCCGCUUAUCUUAGGCUCGCGCGGUAAUGCAGAUCAUGACGGUAUUACUGCUUAUCGCAACAUAAAAGCACGAAAGUAACUUGAGGUACGAAGGGGUUGCUGCUUUGCCCAUAAAGACGCCGGUAAAUGGGCCGAAUAGCUGCAUGUAGUCUGUGUGAUGUCACAUGACAGCGAGCGGCUUUAAAAAGCUAAAUGGAGCAACAUCAUUAAAGCGCCCAUCGCGUAAACACAAGACAAUACAUUUUCCGCGUAAAUUACGUGUGUUUGACAGUAAACGUUUUGGGAAGAUGUCUCUGCUCCGAAUGUGUGUAGUGCCUCCAUCGGUCUACUGUCACGGGCUUGUUUGUCCUGGGAAGCGAUCCAAGGUUAAAUUCUGGACAAUUUCACAUUCCGGGAUCUAAACAUAUUUCUGACUGCAAGGCAUGUGUCCAGAAGAGGAGCAGAUGGUGGAGAUAUUGAGAGAUACGAGACAUUCAUUACUUUUAGUACGUUGUCUUCAGUUCAUCACUGACUGCUUGGUUAUUUUAUUUUAAAACGUUUUGCGUGUGUCCGUGUCUGUGUGUGUUUUCCCUUUAUAUACUAUAAUCGAUCAUUUUUAACUAAUGCAUUUUAUGACUUCAUGAAUAUAAAUAAAAAUGUUUUUAUUGUUUUGUUUUUUUAUGAAGAAGUAAUUAAACUGGGGAACUAGCAUCGCUCAAAUAGCCUGUCCUGAUUUUCAAUAGGCGUAUAUAAUUCUAUUUGCACGUUCAACGUAUUUACGGUAAAUACGACAUGAAACCAUUUUAAUCGUUCUAUAAUUAGUUUUAAUAAUUUAUUAGGCCUACCUCAUAUGUCGAGUUCUGUAUUCUGUGUCCAGUACGGUUCAAUAUCAAUCAAAAUAUCGACAUCCCUUUUUGUUAAACGUAUUAAACAGACGGAGAAUGUUUAAAUCACAGUGACCAAAUAAAGGAUAUGAAAUUGCCUCA
Brienomyrus brachyistius is the source of this 4128-nucleotide messenger RNA. It is a transcript of the gene slc35f6, whose product is annotated as solute carrier family 35 member F6. The transcript is spliced from 6 exons. Bases 461 to 1576 code for a protein of 371 amino acids. Gene Ontology annotation, cellular component: intracellular membrane-bounded organelle; membrane. Lineage: Eukaryota; Metazoa; Chordata; Actinopteri; Osteoglossiformes; Mormyridae. The record is from RefSeq and is a predicted model, not a curated record. Gene Ontology annotation, biological process: transmembrane transport. Gene Ontology annotation, molecular function: transmembrane transporter activity.